Molecule: messenger RNA, 3057 nt
Organism: Trichobilharzia regenti
Lineage: Eukaryota; Metazoa; Platyhelminthes; Trematoda; Strigeidida; Schistosomatidae
Source: the annotation of a GenBank genome assembly
AAAAAAAAAAAAUAGAAAUUGACUUGAUUCUAUGCAGUAUCUUUCCAUCGAAGAUUGUCAUUUUGUUUCUUCAUCUGCCUUUCAAUGAUUUAACUGGUUGAGUUGAGGAUAUUUUAUUUAUUGGUUCGCUUAAAAAUAACCAAUCCCUCUUUAUAGAUAGUAGGGAGAUAUUAACUUUGAGUAGGAAAUAUUAUACCAUCUCAUCUAAUCUUUUAAGUAUUAUACUCUACAAAAUCAGUAGUAUAAUAGAAUUUAUUGAAAGAAAGUUUCAUUCAUAUUAUAGAAACACAGUGUUUAAUAAAUAAAAAAAUACAUAAAAAUUGAAAAUGGGGAUAUUUUCUUUUUGAAUUUAUUCACUUCUCAAAGGGUUCCUAAACUAAUUAACUAUCAUUAUUAUUAAUAAUAAUAUCGACUACUUUAAACAUAGUUUAUUUUAUAAGAAAUAAUCCGCGAAGUGAUCCACUUUUAGAUGUAUUUAUGUGGACAAAUAUAUUUAUACUUUAAUUAAACAGAAUCAUCGGGGUUGCUUGCUAUCUUUGAGGAUAUCAAUAAAUAUGGAGAAUAAUAAUAAUAAUUUUAAUCCAACUGGGGAAAUAUCAAUUAAGGAUCAAGUUCAAGGGAAAAUCACAAGUUUCCUAAAGAAUACUGGAGUUAUGAAGUCUGAGGUUAACUCAACUUAUGGACAAAUGAAUACCGAUGGGACAAGUGGUACUGCUGCCUAUAAUGAUAACACAUGUCGAGGCAAAUGUCUAUAUUAUUUAUGUUGCAGUUGUUCCAAACGUUAUUACAUAGCAUGGCUAUCAAGUUUAGGCUUUAUGAUUACAUUUGGUAUCCGGUGUAAUAUGAGUUGGGCUAUGUUAACUAUGCAAGCUAGACAGAUGGCAGCGAAUCUAUCUCAUCUACCGCCUCAUAAACAUUAUGAACAUACACAUCAUGAAUCUGGAGACCAUGUGGUUGGUUUGGGCGGAUUGAUGAAUGUUACAUCGAAACCAGAUUUCUAUUGGACAGCUGGUCAAAGAGGAUUUGUAGACAGUUCAUUCUUUUAUGGUUAUUUAAUAACUCAAAUACCUGGUGGUGUAAUAGCAUCUAAAUUUCCAGCUAAUCGACUUUUUGGUAUCGCGGUCGGUGGAAGUGCUCUUCUAAAUUUGUUAUUGCCGGGUGCGUGUAAAAUCCACUUUGGUGUUGUUAUGGUAAUAAGAAUGUUACAAGGUUUAGUUGAGGGAACAUCCUAUCCGGCUUGUCAUGGGAUUUGGAGAUACUGGGCUCCACCACUUGAACGUUCUCGACUAGCGACGAUUGCAUUUUGUGGAUCAUAUGCAGGUGCUGUUCUUGGACUAUCACUGUCUGGUCUCUUAGCUCAACAAAUGGGUUGGCAGUCACCGUUCUACUUCUAUGGCAUUGUUGGGAUAAUGUGGUUCUUCUGGUGGUGGAAUGUCACGCAUGAAAGACCUUCACUUCAUCCAACAAUAUCGGAAGCUGAAAGAAAGUACAUUGAAUCGUCAAUUGGAGAGUCAACAACUAUCAUUGAAAGUAAAAUACCUAUUCCAUGGGGAAAAUUCUUUACAUCACUUCCUGUGUAUGCUAUAAUUAUUGCAAAUUUUGCAAGAAGUUGGUCAUUCUACCUAUUGAUCACUAAAUCACCAAAAUAUUUCCGUGAAGUAUUUGGUUAUAAUCUUGCAGAAACUGGAUUCUUAUCAGCAUUACCACAUUUAGUUAUGGCCGUUAUUGUUCCUAUUGGUGGUCAGUUGGCGGACAAGUUGAGAAAGAAUACGCUUUCAACUACAUCUGUAAGGAAAAUAUUUAACUGUGGAGGCUUUGGACUUGAAGCGGUUUUCCUCAUUGGUGUCGGUUAUUCAAAAACGAUUACGUCAGCAUUAGUAUGUCUUGUGUUAGCCGUCGGAUUCAGUGGGUUUGCAAUAUCAGGUUAUAAUGUUAAUCAUCUGGACAUUGCACCACGUUACGCCAGUAUACUCAUGGGUUUAUCUAAUGGGGUUGGGACAAUAUCUGGGAUGAUUUGCCCAAUUACAACUGAAUUACUAACUAAAAAUCAAAACAAAGAAGGAUGGCCGAUUGUUUUCCUUAUCGCUAGUUUGGUUCACUUUGCUGGUGUUGCAUUCUAUGCUGUCUUUGCAUCUGGUGAAAAACAACCUUGGGCAGAGGCACCAGAAGAAGCUCAGUGCAACUGGCAACCACCAACUGACUUACCAGCUGAGAUGAUACACGGAGAGUAUGGUUAUGCAGAUCCAGAUGAAAAGAGAGACAAUAAUCCAACUAUACGCAGAAUAAGUAAUCAGAGAAAUCCAAAUGUAAGUGGAGGUCAGGUUUACAGUUCAGAUUCAAGGUAUACAGCAAGUGAGCAUCGACCAAUCGUUAAUGAUCCACAAGUCUAUUCUCCAGACUAUGGUUAUGGAGAGACUGUGAGUGGAACAACAACGCGUCAUGGUGGUAAUCCAUAUCAUCAAGGUUACUAAAUGUGCAUUUACAGGAAAAUGUGAGAUUGACAUUUUCUUUAAACCUUAAUAAUAUCAAGAUUUAUUAAUGUUCAUCCUGAAAUAAUCAACGAGAAUCCCACAAACGAAAUCAUUCAUUCUUAGAAGGUCAAAGAUUAUGUUCAAUUUUUAGCAAAUUCUUAACUUUAAUUAUUCUUUCCAGCUAAUUCUUUUCGUUUCCUCUAGCAAAGUAAAGGUGAAUGAUCUCUUGUUUGUGUCCGUGUUACAGAUUUCUUCCUUUUUUCUUCUUGAACCAGUUUUAUUUAUUGACAAAUGAGUUACUCUUUUUUAUUCAAAACAAAAUCAACAUAUUUAUUCACUUUUUAACUUAUUUAUUUACUAAUAUAUCUAACAAAAUCUUUUUUCCCUCAACCUUAAUGACUACAAUAAGGUAAGAGUUAAAACAACUAUUUAUUGAAACUAGUGAACAAAUAUUUGUUGUUGCAAGUCUUAAUAUUACAAUAAUUAUGAAAGUCAUUAAUGAACCCUUAACUAUUUACUAAGCAUAGAUCUAUGAAAUAGGUUUCGUCGACUAAUAAAAAAAAUUCAAAUAUACCUGAAUUAUUAU